GCAGCAGGGCUUUCGCACGGGAUUACCUACAUCGUAAAAUAGGCCACGCCAUUAUUACUUUCCCAGACCGCAUUCAUUGACGCUACCAACGCGCCUCGUUGUCGAGAAAGAUUCCACGCGGCUAAUUGUAGCGCUCCAGACUUACUCCGGUACCAGGAUCUUCACUCGAUAUGCCAGAGACAUCAAUCUUCUACUCGGCAGCACCCUACCACAUCAUUAGCUAUGGUGUGCUCCUGGGCACGACGACUUUCCAAUCGUUCGUGGGCGGUAUCGUAGCCUUCAAAACGCUUCCUCGACCUCAGUUUGCGACCCUCCAGCAAGCGACAUUUCCCAUAUACUUCGCCAUGCAGACCGCCUUGCCCGUGGCUCUCGCGCUGACCUUUCCUGCCGAGAGGACUGCGAUCGGAACAAAUCCGGCGAGCAUGGCGGGCGUGCUCCUCCCAGAAAACAGGCUGCACGUAUUCACUCCACUGGUGACCAUGCUCGUCUCGGGACUGAUGAACAUGGCAUACCUCGGCCCGGCAACGACCAAAUGUAUGCGGGAGAGGAAACACCAGGAGACUAAGGACGGGAAAAAGAGCUAUGAUCCGCCGCCGCAUAGCGAAGAGAUGCAAGCACUCAAUAAGAGAUUUCAGACGCUGCAUGGCACAUCUUCGUUGGUGAACCUGAUGUCAUGGGUUGCUAUGGUCUGGUACGGCUUCUAUCUCGGCCAAAGGAUUGCCUGAAGAUGCCCUACAACCUGACGGCGGUCAAUUCAUGCUACCUCCAGAUGUUCUCCCUCGGUCGCCUUGUCAGUAGCUUCAGCAUUCGUCCCUUUCUCUGCCUGCCUGGACUUGACCCUUUCAACUCCAAUAUCCUUUAGACUGCGUCCUUCCUGUCGAAGUCUCUCAAGCUCAUUCGCCUGAUACGCAUACUCUGCUCUUUCCGCCUCGCUCAUUUCGGGUCCCAAGAACAAGAACAGAAUCUGAUAUGCCCACACUGCGCCCAUGAAGAUCCCAAUCACCUUUCCAUAGUCGAAGCGCUUCUCUCCAUUAUGUGGUGGAAGUGGAUACCGCUCCCCGAUAACUGCUUGAAUGGUCGCGGACGCCGACGAUGCCAAGUUACCCAGUUGAUAAGUGAGUCCAACUGCCGUGGUUCGAAGAGCCUCC
Molecule: messenger RNA, 1148 nt
Organism: Cladophialophora immunda
Lineage: Eukaryota; Fungi; Ascomycota; Eurotiomycetes; Chaetothyriales; Herpotrichiellaceae
Exons: 2
Coding region: 171-725 (184 amino acids)
Source: RefSeq, a predicted model, not a curated record